CGGGCCAUGGCGCUGCUGCGGGACGUGUCGCUGCAGGAUCCGCGGGACCGCUUCGAGCUGCUGCAGCGCGUGGGGGCCGGGACCUAUGGCGACGUCUACAAGGCCCGCGACACGGUCACGUCCGAACUGGCCGCCGUGAAGAUAGUGAAGAUGGACCCAGGAGACGACAUCAGCUCUCUCCAGCAGGAAAUCACCAUCCUGCGGGAGUGCCGCCACCCCAACGUGGUGGCCUACAUCGGCAGCUACCUCAGGAAUGACCGCCUGUGGAUCUGCAUGGAGUUCUGUGGCGGGGGGUCCCUGCAGGAGAUUUACCACGCCACCGGGCCCCUGGAGGAGCGGCAGAUAGCCUACGUCUGUCGGGAGGCACUGAAGGGGCUGCAUCACUUGCAUUCUCAAGGGAAGAUACACAGAGACAUCAAGGGCGCCAACCUGCUGCUCACGCUCCAGGGAGACGUCAAGCUGGCUGACUUUGGGGUGUCAGGCGAGCUCACGGCGUCCGUGGCCAAGAGGAGAUCUUUCAUCGGGACCCCGUACUGGAUGGCUCCGGAGGUGGCUGCCGUGGAGCGCAAAGGCGGCUACAAUGAGCUGUGCGACGUCUGGGCCCUGGGCAUCACGGCCAUCGAGCUGGGCGAGCUGCAGCCACCCCUGUUCCACCUGCACCCCAUGAGGGCCCUCAUGCUCAUGUCGAAGAGCAGCUUCCAGCCGCCCAAGCUGAGAGACAAGGCUCGCUGGACCCAGAAUUUUCACCACUUCCUCAAGCUGGCCCUGACCAAGAACCCCAAGAAGAGGCCCACGGCAGAAAAGCUGCUGCAGCACCCGUUCACUGCCCAGCAGCUCCCUCGGGCCCUGCUCACACAGCUCCUGGACAAGGCCAGUGACCCCCACCUGGGAACCCCCUCCCCCGAAGACUGCGAGCUGGAGACCUACGACAUGUUCCCAGACACCAUCCACUCCCGGGGGCAGCACGGCCCAGCCGAGAGGACUCCGUCCGAGAUCCAGUUCCACCAGGUGAAAUUCGGCGCCCCGCUCAGGAAGGAAACGGACCCACUGAACGAGCCGUGGGAGGAAGAGUGGACACUACUGGGCAAGGAGGAGCUCAGUGGGAGCCUGCUGCAGUCGGUCCAGGAGGCCUUGGAGGAAAGGAGCCUGACCAUCCGGCCAGCCGAGGGCCUGCAGGAGCUGGACUCCCCGGAUGAUGCCACAGGGACCAUCAAGCGGGCCCCCUUCUCGGGGCCGCCCCCUGCCCAGCCAGAGGCUGAGGACCCUCCUACCAGCCUCUCGGGAACCCUGCCCCUGUCGCCAGCAGCCCCUGACAGCCCCCCGCUGCUGCCUGCCGCCUGGUCCACCAUAAAGCAGAGAGAGGACCCCGAGAGGUCAUCCUGCCACGGGCUCCCCCCGACCCCCAAAGUACACAUGGGCGCCUGCUUCUCCAAGGUGUUCAACGGCUGCCCGCUGCGCAUCCAUGCCGCCGUCACCUGGGUCCACCCUGUGACUCGGGACCAGUUCCUGGUGGUGGGAGCCGAGGAGGGCGUCUACACCCUCAACCUCCACGAGCUGCACGAGGACACACUGGAGAAGCUGAUUUCACACCGCUGCUCCUGGCUCUACUGUGUGAACAACGUGCUGCUGUCGCUCUCAGGGAAAUCCACGCACAUCUGGGCCCACGACCUCCCCGGCCUGUUUGAGCAGCGCAGGCUCCAGCGGCAGGUUCCUCUCUCCAUCCCCACCAACCGCCUCACCCAGCGCAUCAUCCCCAGGCGCUUCGCCCUGUCCACCAAGAUCCCUGACACCAAAGGCUGCCUCCAGUGUCGCGUGGUGCGGAACCCCUACACGGGCAGCACCUUCCUGCUGGCCGCCCUGCCCGCCAGCCUGCUGCUGCUGCAGUGGUACGAGCCCCUGCAGAAGUUCCUGCUGCUCAAGAACUUCUCCAGCCCCUUGCCCAGCCCGGUUGGGAUGUUGGAGCCACUGGUGCUGGAUGGGAAGGAGCUGCCGCAGGUGUGCGUGGGGGCCGAGGGCCCGGAGGGGCCGGGCUGCCGCGUCCUCUUCCACGUCCUGCCCCUGGAGGCCGGCCUGACGCCCGACAUCCUCACCCCGCCAGAGGGGAUCCCAGGCUCGGCCCAGCAAGUGAUCCAGGUGGACAGGGACACGGUCCUGGUCACCUUUGAACGCUGCGUGAGGAUCGUCAACCUGCAGGGCGAGCCCACGGCCACACUGGCCCCCGAGCUGACCUUCGACUUCCCCAUCGAGACUGUGGUGUGCCUGCAGGACAGCGUGCUGGCCUUUUGGAGCCACGGCCUGCAGGGCCGCAGCCUGGACACCAACGAGGUGACCCAGGAGAUCACGGACGAGACGAGGAUCUUCCGAGUGCUCGGGGCCCACAGAGACAUCGUCCUGGAGAGCAUCCCCACCGACAACCCGGGCGCACACAGCAACCUCUACAUCCUCACCGGCCACCAGAGCACUUACUGAGCGGCCCCCAGCCCCCUCCCAUGCCACGGGAGCCACACGUGGGGGCGGCUGUGGAGCGGGGAGCCCCCGAGCCCACCCACACCUCAGCAAUAACUGGACCACAGGGAACCGCUUUCGCCCCCUCGUCCCCACGGCAGCCCAGUCCCUUGCGCCCUGCACCAGGGGGGCGGGGGUGGCCUGGCCCACCCAUUCCGUUUUAUUCUGUUUCCUUUCCACUCGUCCUGCCGAGAGUCUACCCCUCGCUCCGUCCUGGGACAGGGAUCUGCCAUUAAAGCUGGUUUGUCUUAUUCCGCUGGUCCCUCUGGGCUGGGGGGAGGGGGGAGGGUGAGCCCCAUCAUCCCCCCCAGCACCCCUUGCGUGGGCAGCUGGUUGGUGGUGCGCUUACACGUGGGAGGGCGGGGAGCCCCGCUCAGAAUCAGCCCGCAGCCUGGCCGCUGGGGGCCGCCGUGGUAGCUUAGCACGUGGAGGGCUCAGGCGGAGUGGGGGUGGGCACUGAGCGGAGGGGCUCACCUCGGGGCAGACCUGCUCCCAGUAGAUCUCAGCUGGUAGCCCCUGGAAGGGCUGAGAAGGGGCCCCCCGGGGGGGGGAGGUGCUGUGCCAUCCAGCCCUUGGGACAGCGCCUGCCGUGGUGAGGGGCCUCACCGAGACCUGGGGCUCACUCCCGACUCCCGGCCAUGGCGUCGGUAUCUGAGGGACCACGGCGGGAAGAGUCGCCUGUGUCUGUCUGACAGACACGAGGGGGCUUCAGAAAGUUUGCAAAGGACGAAAUUAAACGUUUAUUUUGUGCAAAACAAA
Messenger RNA from Lepus europaeus (European hare), 3264 nucleotides. It is a transcript of the gene MAP4K2, whose product is annotated as mitogen-activated protein kinase kinase kinase kinase 2. Gene Ontology annotation, molecular function: ATP binding; MAP kinase kinase kinase kinase activity. Lineage: Eukaryota; Metazoa; Chordata; Mammalia; Lagomorpha; Leporidae. The transcript has 32 exons. Gene Ontology annotation, biological process: protein phosphorylation. Bases 7 to 2469 code for a protein of 820 amino acids. The record is from RefSeq and is a predicted model, not a curated record.